Messenger RNA from Colossoma macropomum (tambaqui), 4894 nucleotides. RefSeq lists its product as uncharacterized. Gene Ontology annotation, cellular component: apical plasma membrane; cell surface. Lineage: Eukaryota; Metazoa; Chordata; Actinopteri; Characiformes; Serrasalmidae. Gene Ontology annotation, biological process: neutrophil migration. The coding region runs from base 64 to 4536 and encodes 1490 amino acids. The record is from RefSeq and is a predicted model, not a curated record. The transcript has 26 exons.
AGCAGGAGCAGCAUCUCAGAGGCAGAGAGAGCUUGCUCUGCAGUGUUUUCUCAGUUCAUCAUAAUGGGGUUUCUGACCUCACUGUGGGCUCCACUACUGCUGCUAAUAAGUGGAGGAGUGAACAUAGGACAGUCAGAAGCUACAUCAUAUACACCCACUUUUGAUCCCUGCAAUAAAUACACUUCUUUGGAUCAACCCUGGAGAGCCAAUAAUGAGACUGGACUGAACAUCUGUGACAAAGACUUCAACUGGAACGGCUGGUACCGUCUGCUCUAUUAUGGGAUGAACAUCCGUUUGUCAGAGAGCUGUGUUCCUACAUCCAGAUGUGGUACUUAUUACACUCUGUGGCUCAAUGGUCCUCAUCCUCAGAUACAGGAUGGAGUGGUCACUCGCCAGGUCUGUGGGAAUGGAGGAAGUGACUGCUGCUACAUUGCUUCCCCGUCAAUUCAAGUUAAAGCAUGCCCAGGGAAUUACUAUGUGUACAAGCUUGUCAGUCCAAGCUACUGCAACAUGGCUUACUGCACAGAUGUCAACACCAUAACCCCAACAACUACAGACACUGGAUCAGAAUUCAGCAUAAGCAUCACAUCCUCCCCAACCAACUACAGCUUUGACCCCUGUAAUAACUACAGUGUUGUUGAUGACUACUGGAGAAACACACGCAUUACUGACACUAAUUAUCGAGGUCAUGAUGACACAGUUGUUGAAUGGAAGGGCUGGUACAGACUGUACAUUGAGGGCAAAAGUGCUAAGAUUGCUGAAACUGUCUGGUGUGAGAGAUACAGGACAUGCGGUGGUUACUCUGCACUUUGGCUUGGCGGAUCUCAUCCACGACUAGAGGACGGCAUCGUCACCCGAGAAAUCUACAAAUCCUACAACUGGUACAAUUGGUAUUGGUACAAUGGUUAUCAAUGCAGUUUCACCACAUCCAAAUCAAUCCAAGUGAAAGCCUGUCCAGGAGAUUACUAUGUCUACAAACUUGUUCAGCCAGAUGUAUCAAUUCCAAUGCCAACAUACUGUGCAGUUGCUUUUAGAAGCCUCACUUAUGAUCCAUGCCAUAACUAUCUCUCACUGGACCAACCCUGGAGAGCCAAUAAUGAGACUGGAUUAAACAUCUGUGAUAGAGCCUUUAACUGGAACGGCUGGUACCGACUGUUCUAUUAUGGGAUGAACAUCCGUAUGGCAGAGAGCUGCGUUCCUACAUCCAGAUGUGGUGCUUAUUACAGUCUGUGGCUCAACGGUCCUCAUCCUCAGCUAGAGGAUGGAGUGGUCACUCGCCAGGUCUGUGGGAAUGGAGGAAGUGACUGCUGUUCCUUAGGAUCCACCACGAUACGAGUGAAAGCAUGCCCAGGAAACUACUACGUCUAUGAGCUUGUCAGCCCAAUCUACUGCAAUAUGGCUUACUGUACAGAUGUCAGCAGCAUAACCCCACUGUCAGUCCCAGCAACUGUGGCCCCAGGUUCAGACUGGACAGCCAGUUUUGACCCCUGUUAUAACUACACGGUUCUUGACGAUGAUUGGAGAAAUGCACACACUUAUAGCUGGAGUGAGAGUGACAGAGCUCAUGAUGACACUCUUGUUGAAUGGAAUGGCUGGUAUCGGCUGUAUCUGCAGGGAGCAAAUGCUCAGAUUCCUGAGAUGUGCGUGAGCUUCGCUACAUGUGGCGGAUGCUCUCAACUGUGGCUCAAUGGAUCUCAUCCACGUCUAGAAGACGGCAUCGUUACCCGAAAAAUCUAUGGAACCAGCACUGAUUUCUACAGCUACAUUAAACAAUGCAUUUACAGACAUAGAUCCAAACCAAUCCAAGUGAAAGCCUGCCCAGGAAAUUACUAUGUCUACAGACUUGUUAAACCAGAACUGUCCAUUCCAAUGCCCACAUACUGUGCAGUUGCUUUUGACAAUGUCACUGACCCCUGCUACAACUACAUUUCACUGGAUCAACCCUGGAGAGCCAAUAAUGAAACUGCGUUGGGCAUUUCUGAUGAAGACUUUAACUGGAACGGAUGGUACCGACUGUUCUAUUAUGGGAUGGACAUCCGCAUGGCAGAAAGCUGUGUUCCUACAUCCAGAUGUGGUAGUUAUAACCCUCUGUGGCUGAAUGGUCCUCAUCCUCAGAUAGAGGAUGGAGUGGUCACUCGCCAGGUCUGUGGGAAUGGAGGAAGUGACUGUUGUUACUACCAUCCCAACCCAAUUCGUAUUAAAGCAUGCCCAGGAAAUUACUACGUCUAUGAGUUUUUGAAUCCAACCUACUACAACACAGCCUACUGUACAGAUGUUAACACCAUAACUCAGGGUGCUCCCCCGACAACUGAAGCCACUGAUUCAGGAUUCAGGACAACAACUCCAACCAAUAACACUUUUGACCCCUGCAAUGACUACACGGUUCUUGAUGAUGACUGGAGAAAUGCGAGCCACUACUAUUACGUUGGCAGCAGAGGUCAUGACGACACCACCGUUGAAUGGAACGGCUGGUAUCGGCUCUUUUUUCAGGGAGCAAGUGCUCAGAUUUCUGAGGGCUGUGUUCACCUUUUGGGAUGCGCUGGUUACACUUUACUCUGGCUCAGUGGUUCUCAUCCACAGCCAGAGGACGGCAUCGUCACCCGAGAAAUCUAUGGAUCCACAGUUGAUGAAAGCUAUGAGUACCAGUGCAAAUUAUAUAGAUCUAAACCAAUCCAAGUGAAAGCUUGUCCAGGACAUUACUAUGUCUACAAACUCGUCAAGCCAGAUGUAUCAAUCCCAAUGCCUACAUACUGCACAGUUACUUUCACAAACCCAAGUUAUGACCCCUGCAACAACUACAAUGAGCUUGAUGAUCAACGGAGAGGCACAAACUUCACCUACAACAACUUGUGGUGGAUGGGUGACAGCAACUGGAACUGGAAUGGCUGGUAUCGUCUGCUCUAUAAAGGAAAUAAUAUCCGGAUGCCUGAAUCAUGUGUAAACCAGUUGAUGUGUGGUGCUAAUGUCCCUCUCUGGCUCAAUGGUUCUCAUCCACGGCUGGAAGAUGGAGUAGUCACUCGGCAGGUCUGCGGGAGCUGGAACAAUGACUGCUGUUAUUAUAAUUCCUACCUAAUUCAAGUAAAAGCUUGCCCAGGAAAUUAUUAUGUUUAUGAGUUUGUGAACCCAGCCAUCAGUAAUUCAGCCUACUGUGCAGAUGUCGAUAGUAUUAGCCCAGCUAUGACUCCAGAAAUCCCAGAAACAACAGCAUUUAUUGAUUCCAUCAUCACAACAGAGAGCAGUACCACUGAGAUAGAUCCACCUGCUAUUACUACUGCACAACUCAUCACUACUACAGAGAGCAGUACCACUGAGAUAGAUCCACCUGCUAUUACUACUGCACAACUCAUCACUACUACAGAGAGCAGUACCACUGAGAUAGAUCCUCCUGCUAAUACUACUCCACAACUCAUCACUACUACAGAUAGCAGUAUCACUGAGAUAGAUCCACCUGCUAUUACUACUGCACAACUCAUCACUACUACAGAGAGCAGCACCACUGAGAUAGAUCCACCUGCUAUUACUACUGCACAACUCAUCACUACUACAGCAAGAGUGGACCCCUGUGUGGAGCUGAACUGCACUGAGGAUGAGUGGUGUGGGGAGAGAGAUGGCAUCUAUGGCUGCUUCUGUAAUGACAAUCGCCCAAAACCAAGAAACAAGACUUACGACUCCAGAGAAACCUGUGAGAGCAGCUCUGGCACCAUGUCUCUGUCCCGCUGUCAGCUCUUUGAAGCUGGUUUCCCUGCUAACGUCCUGCACCUGAGUGACCCCAGCUGCAAUGGAACUCUCCAAAAUGGCAGACUGGUGUUCCACUUUGAUAAUGAUGACCACAUCUGUGGCACAAAUCUCACGGCCAACGGCACUCACUUCAUCUAUGAGAACACUAUCCAGGGAGUAGCUGACUCAGCAGGAGGACCCAUCAACAGAAAGAAACAUCUGGAAUUGCGUUUCUCCUGCAUUUAUCAGCUCAGCCAGACACUCACCAUGGACACAGUAUUCAACCCUCUGCUGAGCAUAGUGCACAAGACCCUUCCAGAUGGUCAGGGGCUGUACCAGGUCAGGAUGAAACCCUAUCAGGAUGCUGCCUUCUCCCACCCCUACAAUGGUAUUGUGGACAUAGAGGUGGACCAGCGGAUCUAUGUGGAAGUGAUUGUUCAGGGGGUGGACAGCCGUCAGAUUGCCACAGUGAUAGAUUCAUGUUGGGCCACUCCUGUGAAUGACCAGAACUAUGCUGUCCAGUGGAAUCUCAUCAAUAAAAGGUGUCCUAAUUCUGGUGAUCCCACGGUGAAAGUGCUUCAGAAUGGUGUCUCCACAAUCGGCCGUUUCUCCUUUAAGAUGUUUGCCUUUAACGGGAAUUACUCCAAAGUUUUCCUUCACUGCUCCAUCCACCUUUGCCUUCUGCAGCAUAGCAACUGUGCAGUGAACUGUUCCCCUAAACAGCAGCACAGAGCUGCCCGGUCUGUGGACACCCACGACAGAGCCUCCAUCUCUGUGGGGCCUUUUAUCUGGACUGCUGGAAGCACAGCUAAACACUAACAUAUUUUCUGUUGACAGAUGAGUGAGUGUCUGAUGCCAGGUCUGCUCCUGCUGUGUGUGGAUCCUCUUCUGAAGACAAUCUGACAACAUUCAAUAUGGGUUUUAGGCUCAAUAAGCCAAUGACAAUAGCUUUACAUUCAUAAUAAUAUAAUAUGUAGGAUAUUUUUCUGUAAUUGAUUUUAAGCAUUUAAGAUUAUACUGUCUGGAUCAGAGAGGGAAUUAAUGUUGAAAAUGUCAAAAUAUGUGCUAUUGUUUCUCCAAAACUUCCAUGUUUUUUCUACUUUUAAGUGUAGAUUUUAGCAUCAUAUGUCUGUCAAACUCUUAAGAGUGUUUUUGGAAAAUCAUCGUAAAACUGUAU